AGUCAACGACACUUGCCACUUGAUGAAAACAUUUGUUACAUCAGAAAAUAACAAAAAGCAACUGAUUUCAAAUGAACACCAGAAUAUUUAAAUAACAAUCAUGCUAUAUAAUACGAUGAGCUAACUAGUUUUGUUUCAGUUUUAGUGAGGAUUUAUUUUCGUGGCAAUUGCGUGCAAUUGGCUGCGCAUCAUUGGCAUCGCAAAUAUCCAACUUCGAAUAAAAUGCCCAACUUCCUAUACGUAAUCAGUCUGUUACGUUCGUGGCGCAUCGACGCUGAGGAGACCGUGCGUCCGAUGAAUCCGCCAACGCCUAUCAUUCAAGUUAUACCCAACAUAUACGAUGCCGACCAGCAUACCGUCGAUGUUAAGAAACAGAAAGCUCUGCAAGAAAUCCUUCAGCAGCUACCAUCAGCACCAUCGCAGCUAGAAGCGUUGCCACCGCCAGCAGUUCGCAAUACUGGUUCGACCAAGGCAAUGGAUUCAAUUUCAAACGACAAGAAGGAAGAUUCCCCUUACACAUCUGAAAAUAAUAAUGAAGCUAGAAACAAUUGGAAUGGACUUUUAUCAAAACUGCGAUAUUUUCGUCCAUGGAAUUUAUUGAUGCAAAGCGCUCCUGGAGACUCAGCCGAAUUGCAAGGAAUGUUGCCAUCAGGAAUAACCAUUGAAAAGUCGGUGGAGGGAAAAGGAAAAGAUAUUGCGGAUGGUGGUGCCAGCGGCGGAGGUGGAGGAGGUGGCGCAGAGCCAGGGAUUUGUCUAAUGAUUGAAAGUCCUUUUCGUAUACUUCGUGCUGCGGAAAGUGGUAAUUUGGAAACUUUUAAAAGAUUGUAUUUUGCUGAGCCCACCCGCCUCGCAAUCCAGGAUAUACGGGGUCGUACUGCAACGCAUCAGGCAGCUGCACGCAAUCGUAAAAACAUUCUUGAAUUCAUUGUCGCACAAGGUGGUGACAUGAACGUACUGGAUAAUGCGGGUAACACACCACUUCACGUCGCAGUCGAGAACGAAGCACUAGAUGCGGUCGAUUAUCUUUUGGAAGUAGGCGUGCAGACAAAUAUAUUAAACGAAAAAAAGCAAGCACCCAUUCAUCUCGUCACCGAGUUGGACAAGGUGAGCGUGCUUAAAGUCAUGGGUAAACAUCGCGAUAAGAUCGACAUUCAACAGGGUGGCGAACAUGGCCGCACUGCACUUCACAUUGCGGCGAUCUUCGAUUUUGAAGAAUGCGCUAAAAUAUUGAUGGAAAAGUUUGACGCAAGUCCGCGAAAACCAUGCAACAAUGGCUACUACCCCAUCCAUGAAGCUGCAAAGAACGCUUCAUCCAAAAGUCUCGAAGUGUUUCUGCAGUGGGGCGAGUCUAGAGGUUGCUCUCGGGCAGAGAUGAUCUCGUUCUUCGAUUCGGAAGGCAACGUUCCUCUUCACUCAGCUGUCCAUGGUGGAGACAUCAAAGCAGUAGAACUAUGUCUUAAGUCUGGAGCAAAAAUCUCGACGCAACAACACGACCUCUCUACCCCAGUACACCUCGCUUGUGCACAAGGUGCCACUGAAAUAGUCAAAUUAAUGUUCCGCCUGCAACCAGAAGAGAAAACUAUAUGUUUAGCCUCCAUGGAUGUGCAGAAAAUGACGCCAGUUCAUUGCGCCGCCAUGUUUGAUCAUCCCGAAAUUGUGGAGUACUUGAUCAUGGAAGGUGCUGACGUAAACGUUAUAGAUAAGGAAAAGCGAUCUCCAUUGUUGCUGGCUGCAUUAAGAGGAGGAUGGAGAACCGUAGACACUCUCAUUCGGCUUGGUGCAGACAUUAACAUCAAAGAUUGCAACCGACGAAAUGUGUUACAUUUAGUGGUAAUGAACGGUGGCCGCUUAGAGCAAUUUGCAGCAGAAGUGAGUAAGGCGCAGUCCCAGGCCAGCCUUCUCCAACUUCUGAACGAGAAAGACUCCACUGGCUGCUCUCCGCUGCACUAUGCCAGCCGGGAAGGACACAUUCGCAGUUUAGAAAAUUUGAUACGUCUGGGAGCAUGCAUAAACCUAAAAAAUAACAAUAACGAAAGCCCACUUCAUUUUGCUGCAAGAUACGGUCGGUUCAACACGGUACGGCAAUUGCUUGAUUCAGAAAAGGGCACUUUCAUUAUCAACGAAAGCGACGGCGAAGGAUUGACACCGCUCCACAUCGCCUCCAAACAAGGACACACACGUGUUGUGCAAUUACUGCUAAAUCGCGGCGCGCUCUUGCAUCGCGAUCAUAAUGGACGCAAUCCACUGCAUUUGGCAGCAAUGAAUGGCUAUACACAGACUAUUGAAAUGCUUUACUCUGUGCACUCUCAUUUAUUAGAUCAAACUGAUAAGGACGGGAAUACUGCACUUCACUUAGCGACAAUGGAAAAUAAACCUAACUCUAUUGUCCUCCUGUUGUCAAUUGGUUGCAAACUUUUAUACAACUGCAUGGAAAUGAGCGCAAUGGACUACGCAAUUUAUUACAAGUUUCCAGAAGCUGCGCUAGCAAUGGUCACGCACGAAGACAGAGCUGAGGAAGUCAUGACGCUGAAAUCGAACAAACAUCCAUGUGUGACGCUUGCGUUGAUAGCUUCCAUGCCGAGAGUGUUUGAAGCCGUACAGGACAAGUGCAUAACAAAGGCCAACUGUAAGAAAGACUCAAAGUCAUUUUACAUUAAAUACAGUUUCUCGUGUUUGCAAUGCCCACAAUUCUAUGCCGAAAUGGAUGGCAAGCCGGGUUCGGCAUUCAACGUGGCCAAACCAAUUCCUUUGCCAGCUUUAAAUGCAAUGGUCAACCAUGGACGCGUCGAGUUGUUGGCACAUCCACUCAGUCAAAAAUAUCUCCAAAUGAAAUGGAACUCCUAUGGGAAAUACUUUCAUCUAGCGAAUGUAUUAUUUUAUAGUAUAUUCUUGGGUUUUGUCACGUGCUUCUCUUCGCAGCUAAUGAACACGCAGGAACCCUCUGAAGAGUUUCUCAAAUCAAUUGAAAACUCUACAUUUAGAACGGAAUUGUUAAAUCAAUAUCAUGAAGAGCAUCGCAUUACUCCAAUGAUGUACAUGAGCGCUUUGGGAACAAUGACUUACAUCGGUUUAAAUUCAAUACGUGAAAUGAUACAAAUCUAUCAACAAAAAUACUUAUACUUUCUGGAUCCUAUCAACUUGGUUUCAUGGGUGCUUUAUACCUCUUCGAUCAUUAUGGUUGGGCCGAUAUUUAUUGAGGGCACGCCUGACGUUCAAUAUUCUUGCGCGUCACUAACUGUUUUCUUGAGCUGGCUAAAUUUGCUGCUGCUUCUGCAAAGAUUCGACCAAGUUGGAAUAUACGUCGUGAUGUUCUUAGAGAUUUUACAAACUUUGAUCAAAGUACUAAUGGUAUUUUCCAUUUUGAUAAUUGCAUUUGGGAUGGCGUUUUAUAUCCUAUUAUCACGGGGUCAACAUGUGUCGUUCAAAACCAUUCCGAUGUCGCUAGUGAGAACGUUUUCGAUGAUGCUUGGAGAAAUUGACUUCUUGGGCACAUAUGUGCAGCCAUUUUACUCCCAAGCCGCACCACGUACUCUCCCGUUUCCACUACCGACUUUUCUAAUGCUUGGCAUCUUUAUGGUGCUGAUGCCAAUUCUGUUAAUGAACCUGCUAAUUGGUCUUGCUGUAGGAGACAUUGAAUCAGUGAGGCGGAAUGCUCAGCUUAAACGUUUGGCAAUGCAGGUGGUGUUACACACAGAGUUAGAACGUAAAUUGCCGCAAAUGUUACUGGAAAAGGUAGACAAAUGCCACAUAAUCGAAUAUCCUAAUGACACCAAGUGUAAGCUCGGAUUCCUCGAUUCAAUUCUUCGCAAAUGGUUCGGCAAUCCAUUUUCUGAUGACGGCACUAAAGCUGUAGACCGAUCGCCAUGGCAAUGUAACAGAUCACAGAUAAUCGGUCUUGACAUGGUCAUGGAAAGCAGUGAGGAUUACGUCGUGCACGAAAUAGACAAAACAAAGAAAAAGUUGAGAGAUAUUGCCAUCAUGAUGGAAAGUCAACAACAACUAUUAAGGCUCAUCGUUCAAAAAAUGGAAAUUAAAACAGAAGCUGACGAUGUUGAUGAAGGUGUUCCACCAAGCGAAAUGCAUUGCACGGGGCACUCCAGCAAAUGGACGUCGCCGAAAAUUCGCAAGAAAUUACGCUCGGCAAUCAGUUUUAACAAAGGCCAGCACAAUUAAGAUUAUAAUCCCUAUUAAUCAAUUUAUUAAUAUCUUUGAAGUUGUUAAGUGUUAUGAAUAAGGAAAUGCAGGGUCAAAGAGAUACAGUUAAGGCAUUACUUAUUACAAAUUUAUAUAUAGAUCAAUUUUACCCAAAGAGGUAUUGCAUGUAAUAAUAUAUAGUAAAAGGAAAUUGCAACUCAAACAAUUUUGUUUCUACUGGGAUCAACUUUAUUCUGGGCAAUGAAAAAGUUAAUCGUUUUAAUGCACAACCAGUUAAUUCUUUACUUAAAUGUACUUAUUAAAUGUGAUAUUCUUAAAACAUUAAAAGUAUUUCUUGUAGAAUAUAUUCAUAUGCA
Dalotia coriaria is the source of this 4511-nucleotide messenger RNA. RefSeq names its product Transient receptor potential cation channel A1 (gene TrpA1). The transcript is spliced from 19 exons. Gene Ontology annotation, biological process: monoatomic ion transport; transmembrane transport. Gene Ontology annotation, cellular component: membrane. Bases 223 to 4173 code for a protein of 1316 amino acids. NCBI's taxonomy places the organism in Eukaryota, Metazoa, Arthropoda, Insecta, Coleoptera, Staphylinidae. Gene Ontology annotation, molecular function: monoatomic ion channel activity; protein binding. The record is from RefSeq and is a predicted model, not a curated record.